UCUCUUGUGCGUUACGGAGAGUUCGGUUUUUAUCCUGUAUCAAUAGUAACUCGAUUGUUUUUAGAGUACCUUUAUUUCAGAUCCUUUUACGAGUUUCUAUUUUGAGUGACUUAGGGAUUUGCGUGACCUAUAUCGAUCAAGAAGAGUGAUAUGCUUUCUCGGAAACAUUGCGCAGUCGAUUCCAUCUGAUGCGAAGUGAUAAAUGUUGUUAAGUUCUCUGCUAAAGUUACAUUUAAAACGAAAGAAACUGCGCCAGAGAAAAGAUGUCGCAGUCAAAAAGGCGAGUUCAUCUGUUCAACUGUGAUAACACAUGCAAACUGGAGCCUGUUGAGAAACUGCUGGAGAAAUGUAGCAUCCAUGUUGAGUGUGUUGAGAAGCACUCAUUCAGACUUACUCAAAUGUCGGAAAUGGUCGACAAAAUUCCAACCUUAGAGAUGAAUAUGGCCUUUUUCGUGGUUCAUGCGCAUGAAUCUCGACUCUCGAUCAACGAAGACAAUGCUGGCAUUGGUUACGCCAAGAUAUACAGAGCUUUACUAAGAGCAACGGGGGGGGAUGUCAUCAUUGUUAUCGGUGGAGAUGACAGCUACAAAGGCGACGACGAAGAAAAUCGAGAGGUUAUUUCCCGUUGGGCAAAAAAGAAAGUUACAUCACAGUUCGACGAUGAGUAUCUUGAUGGUAGAAAGAGCUUUAUCUUUUCUUGGAACAAACAACAUCGAGAGAUUCACGAACAGGCACUGCUGCAUCACUUUGACCCAAACAAGAAAGGAAAAAUGUUUGAAUACCAGCCACCUCGGCGAAAAGAACCACCCAAGGCAGCAACGCCACCGGCAGCAAGAUCGAAACAGGUAGCACCUCAGCUUCUCAGAUGUUAUUCCGAGUCAACAAAAACACAAUUUAAACCAAAGCAGAAAGAGAAAACAAAGCAGAAAGAAAAACCAACCAGUUUCCAGCAUCAUCCAGAAGCUGUAGUUGGAGCAGGUCAGGCUAAAGAUGAGAAGGCUUUUACGUAUCUUCUCGACAGUACAACUGAAAGCAGCAGCAUUUGGAGGGACCAGGAAAACAGAUCAACCACCAGUAAACAAGGAGCUUGGUCUAACGAAAUUGUCCAUCAAAGCAGUGGAAAAACGAGAGAUUUGGCAGUUCUGGGCUGCAAUCUGUCACAAGCGUCCGUGAAAGAUGUUCAAGAAGUUUUAAAAAAGGUUCAUCCCAUCUUUAACUUGUCUGAAGAACCUACUUUUCACAACCUUCAAACCACCGAGGUUAAAGAAUUUUUGAGGGAUAAUCGCUUCAGAUCCUCUGUGUUGGUGGUGGAGGGUUAUAAAGUGGUGUAUGGUUAUGACAAUCAAGAGUUACUACAACUUGUAAAAGCUUCAGUGGAGAGAGUCGUUGAAAAAGUCAUUAUCUUGGUUUGCAAUGUACCGUCAACAUCGGCCAAUGGUACAUACAAUCACUUCAUUCAGCGAGUUAAUGAAAUAGAGAAAACUUUUGUUGUGGAGGUAAAUAAUGGAAAGCUGGCUUUGGAUCCAGAAGUUUUGUACCAAGUUUUGAGUCCUUCACUGGUAUUUUCUGCACAAAAUACACAGUUUAUCUCUCAAGAACGGGAUGUAAACGCUGAGUCAUUGUCCCCUGAUUCAUAUCACUAUCCGCAUAAGAAUUUCUCAGAGGGAAAAAGCGUUGUUGAGAAGGGAGCUCAAAAUUAUCAGCAGCUGGUCUGGGCGUCACAAUUCCAGGCUGAACCCCCUCCAGUUGUUGUUCUAAGAAGUUUCGUUCGUAGAGGGAAGAUAUCUCGUCUCCCGGAUGACCUUCAAGUAGAGGACCCAGACUUUACAGUUCCAUAUGACAUCGAAAGGAGCCUGUCUGACAAGUACGCUCGCUGCCUCUCUAUUGGAGUAAGAAUCAUCAAGUUCCGUGAUGGUCAACUUCGCUGCUGUCUUGAUCCAAAUUUGAAACAAUUCAAGCUGGACGGGGAAGUAAAUCUUAAUGGACAACUCGUAUUAAAAACUCGUGUUAUAGAAGGAAAGGUAUCCUUUGAAGACGAAAAUGUACACUAUAAAAGAGGAAAUCUGCUUAUCCCUGAACACAUCUUUGAUGAUCUACUACAGAGGAAGGCUAAUGGUGACUUAUACAUCCUUUUAAAUUACUUACACGAGUUUGAAUCUGUUGUAAAAACCAGUGGAAUAUUGGGUCAAGCUACUAAUUUUGUCAGAUCAAAGGGAAAAGCAAUAGCCAAAAGUAGUCGUUCUCUUUUCUUAAAGGACAAAGAAAAUUGUUAAAAAGCUGGCUCCGAAUAAGAAACAGGCAGUCAAGUGCCGAUGUCCGUAGAAAUAUCAGUAACCACGGCUGCCAGGAUCAAAUUUGAUGUGUUCGUUGUGCGGUUUGUAAAAGGAGACUGACCAUUACUUGGAUUUAAUGAUAGGGUAGUUAGCUGCUUCUCAAAACAAUAUAAACUUUGAAGACACUUUGGUACAGUUUAGUACAGAAAUUUGUUUAUUCCUCGACAGUGUCCUGUACAUCGUUUCAGACGGGCUGAGCGAAUUUAUAUGUAUAGUGCAAAGAGAGGGUUUAAUUUAUUUUCUCCAAAGACAUUUUAAGUUAAUGACUGAAAUUUUUUUUUAUCUCUGUUUACAAGCCAAUGCAGAAAUGAAAUUGCAGCCUUGAAAUGAGUGUCAGUUAGAGCUGAUGUUCGCAAGACAUAACCGUAGUUAUUAGCAAAAAAUCUGAUUUUAGAACUUUUUGCGAUUUUUAUUAAUGUAGGUGUAACAUUUCAUAAAUAUUUUAAUGUAUUUACCUUUGUUCUCAAAGUUUGUGUGACUCCGCUUACAGUCCCAAGAUCAAGAAACGGGAGAUUUGUGAGUUAACUGACUGUAGAUUAUCCAGGAAACUGUUGCAUUUCAUUGCAGAUCAAGCUUCGUUCACCCUGUUAAGGGAAAAUUUAGUGAUUUUUCGUUUGAUUUGGAGAAAAAUUCUUUAUUUUCGGCGUUCUUAAUUCAUUUGAGGUUCUUUCAUUGUGAUGUUUUGAAAAGAUAAAAAAAAAAACAGCCACAGUACUACUAGUUUUUGAAAGGUCUAGUAAUCAAUUUUGCUUCUUACUUGCCUUCAUUGGACACCUGCAUGUCGGCACUUAUAUUGACUAUUACUAUGAUUGAAACUUUAGAUAAAUAUAAUUAUUAAAAACUAGAUCAUUGGAUAAUGCAAUUCAAGACAUUUUAUUGGCUCAGCCAUAAUGGUAUAUCAGCCAGUAUACCAUAAUCCUCAAUUAUGGUAAGCGUACCUGUCAGCUUAGAAUUAAAAGGGAGCUAAAAAUUUAAUAAAAUUUAAUAAUUUAAUUUAACGUUUUUAAUAAAACAAUUAUUCCACUCGCGCUUGUUGGAUAUGAGAUGAUUGUAGUCAACUUGACGCUACGCUCCUCGUUGGCUAUCUAUCAUCUCAUAUCCAACGCGUGCUCGUGGAAUAAUUGUUAAAUAUCAAUGAUCUAAAAAUUGAUUCUCAUGGUAGUUGGCAGCAGAGUUUGUGCUCGUAAGUUCGCUUUCCUCUCGUAGGAUAUUUUCCACGUUACUCUUUUCCGAACUUAACACCAACGUCGCAUAGAGAAGCAUAAGGUUUAACUAAUUCAGCACUUUAUUUUCCUACGUUGCUUUACUUUAAUUAAGAUAAGAAUUUUUUUUAAUUUCAAAGCUGCGUGUUUAGUCUCUAUUCUCUUACUGCACAGAAUCGUGCUUCUUAGUGUAAUUUGUGCUAAUUUGUAAUUUGUAAUUGUGUAAUUUGUGUAAUUUCGCUUCUUAGUGUAAUUUGUGACUUUAUUCGAUUUCGUACUGCGAUUACGAACUUGAGUAGACUUAAGGUCAUGUAGAUUGUCGGCAUGAACUGAGAAUAUAGUUACUGUGGAACCAAA
Molecule: messenger RNA, 3892 nt
Organism: Stylophora pistillata
Lineage: Eukaryota; Metazoa; Cnidaria; Anthozoa; Scleractinia; Pocilloporidae
Source: RefSeq, a predicted model, not a curated record